This is a messenger RNA of Mya arenaria, 1753 nucleotides long. Its product is annotated as mitogen-activated protein kinase 14-like. Gene Ontology annotation, cellular component: nucleus; cytoplasm. The coding region runs from base 61 to 1146 and encodes 361 amino acids. The transcript has a single exon. The record is from RefSeq and is a predicted model, not a curated record. NCBI's taxonomy places the organism in Eukaryota, Metazoa, Mollusca, Bivalvia, Myida, Myidae. Gene Ontology annotation, biological process: protein phosphorylation; intracellular signal transduction. Gene Ontology annotation, molecular function: ATP binding; MAP kinase activity.
AAUAGAGCAUGGGGAAACCAAGUUUAAAUAGGACAUAUAGCAAUACACAAACCAAGCAAAAUGUCUGUCAAAAAGCCUGUUAAAGAUGGAUAUUAUCGAACAGAGCUGAAUAAAUCGGAUUGGGAAGUGCCUAAUCGUUACCAGAAGUUGAAUUUAAUCGGAUAUGGAGCUUUCGGGCAAGUUUGUUCGGCAAUAGACACAGUCACUGAACGAAAAGUGGCCAUUAAGAAACUUUCUAGGCCUUUCCAAUCUGGUGUUCAUGCUAAAAGGACUUACAGAGAAUUACGUCUGUUGAAGCACAUGCAACAUGACAAUGUGAUAGGUCUUGUGGACUUGUUUACACCUGCUGAAAUAUUUGAGGAGUUUGACGAAUUGUAUCUCGUUACUGUUUUGAUGGGAGGGGACUUGAACAAGUUGAUCAAACAGCAUAAACUCAGUGAAGAUCACAUCCAGUUCUUCAUUUAUCAAGUACUUCGAGCCUUGAAAUAUAUACAUUCCGCUGGAAUUAUUCACAGGGAUUUAAAACCAGGAAAUAUUGCGGUGAAUGAAGAUUUAGAGCUAAGAAUCUUAGACUUUGGUUUAGCCAGACAGACGGACGAUCAGAUGACUGGAUAUGUGGCCACUAGGUGGUACAGGGCGCCGGAAGUGAUGCUCAACUGGACUCACUAUAAUCAGACCAUGGAUAUGUGGUCAGUUGGCUGCAUUAUGGCCGAAAUGUUAAUGAGAAAGCCACUGUUUCCUGGAGGGGACCAUAUAGACCAGUUGACACACAUUCUGUCUCUUGUUGGUACUCCAAAUGACCAGCUUCUAGACAAGAUUGACAGCCAAGAUGCAAGAGAAUAUGUUAAACAAUUACCAAAGUGGACGAAGAAAAGCUUCAAGGAAGUUUUUAAAGGAGUGAACCCACAAGCCAUUGACCUACUUGAGAGAAUGCUUGACCUGGAUGGAGACACCCGUAUAACAGCCGAGGAAGCUCUAGCUCACCCAUACAUGAGCAAGUACGCAGACCCCUCAGACGAGCCAACUGCUCCGAAAUUUGACGACUCUUUCGAGUCCACAAACUAUUCCGUGUUGGAGUUGCGAAAAUUGGUGUUUGAUGAAGCGAUGAGUUUCAAACCAGCUGAUUCCGAAAGCAUGGAAAACUAGUAUAAACGCAUGUUAAGGCUGAAAAAGGGUCUAUAUAUGAUUACCCUUUAAUGGCUAUGAACAUAUUGAUAGAUAUUAUGUUAAACAUAAACCCCAUACUGUACUGGGCUUCUAUAGAUAUAGGAUGAGAUAUGCUAGGUUUGAGAAUGUUGCAGCCAAAGUGACACUUUACUCUGCGGUUGUCUAUGAUAUGUAGUAAAUACUGUAGUUUCCACUUUUUAUUUUAUUGUACGUCUAUGCAUGAACAAUUGAGAUUGCACCAACCUGAGAAUAACAUUAAUGAUUUUAACACCAAUAGUAAACUACUAGUAUAAUUUAUUGCUACACUUGUAAUAAUCUGGUACACUCGUAUUGAUAUUGCCAAAUUUUGAAUUAUAUGUACCCUAACCCUAUCCUGAUUCUAGAAUGCAAUUACGCAAAUAAAAUAUAAAACCUAAAAAAAUCAAUAUCUAAUCCUCUUAUUAAAGGAACACGUACAAUACAGAUUGAUGCAACAAAUGUUAUCAUCAUGCAUUUACUUAUAUAUAUAUGUUUAACUCGUUGUAUUUUAUUGAUAAAAACAACAUAUUAUGUGUACGAGAUAAAACAAAUAAAAGCGAUAGUUCGA